Messenger RNA from Micromonas commoda, 995 nucleotides. It is a transcript of the gene RPE, whose product is annotated as ribulose-phosphate 3-epimerase. The coding region runs from base 19 to 825 and encodes 268 amino acids. Gene Ontology annotation, biological process: pentose-phosphate shunt; carbohydrate metabolic process; pentose-phosphate shunt, non-oxidative branch. Lineage: Eukaryota; Viridiplantae; Chlorophyta; Mamiellophyceae; Mamiellales; Mamiellaceae. The transcript is spliced from 2 exons. Gene Ontology annotation, cellular component: cytosol. Gene Ontology annotation, molecular function: metal ion binding; D-ribulose-phosphate 3-epimerase activity. The record is from RefSeq and is a predicted model, not a curated record.
CCGCACCCAACAAGUACGAUGUCCGCCGUCACCAACUCCGCCGUCUUCGCCCGCAAGUCCCUCGCCGGCAAGGCUAUCGCGAACAAGCGCGUCGCCACCAAGGCCCGCGCCGCGUUCAACGUCUCCGCCAACGCCAAGGUCGACGCGUGCGACAAGAACUCCGUCAUCGUCUCCCCCUCCAUCCUCUCCGCCAACUUCGCCACCCUCGGCGCCGAGGUCAAGGCUGUCGAUGAGGCCGGCGCUGAGUGGAUCCACAUCGACGUCAUGGACGGCCGCUUCGUCCCCAACAUCACCAUCGGCCCCCUCGUCGUCGACGCGCUCCGCCCCGUCACCGACAAGGUUCUCGACACCCACCUCAUGAUCGUCGAGCCCGAGCUCCGCGUCGCGGACUUCGCCAAGGCUGGCUCUGACAUCAUCUCCGUGCACGCGGAGGGCGCGUCCACCAUCCACCUCCACCGCACCAUCAACCAGAUCAAGGACCUCGGAUGCAAGGCGGGCGUCGUGCUCAACCCCGGCACCCACCCCGACUGCCUCGAGUACAUCCUCGACUGCGUCGACCUCAUCCUCGUCAUGUCCGUCAACCCCGGCUUCGGCGGCCAGUCCUUCAUCGAGUCGCAGGUUGACAAGAUCAAGAAGAUCAAGGCCAUGUGCGACGCGAAGGGCGUCAACCCCUGGAUCGAGGUCGACGGCGGCGUCUCCCCCGCCAACGCCUACAAGGUGAUCGAUGCCGGCGCCAACGCGCUCGUCGCGGGCUCCGCCGUCUUCAACUCCGACGACUACGCCAAGGCCAUUGCGGGCAUCAAGGCGUCCAAGGCUCCCAAGUAAAUUUCUUACGCUUACGUCGAGAGCAGCGCGAGAGUUUGUGAGUGAUUGGCGCGCUCGGGAUGGGCGCGCGUGCUUGGAUUCUUUAUAACACUACACACGGAUAGCCUUCCCCCUGGCGCGGGGGUGUAGCACGUUUUUGUUUCAACACGAAGAAGAGAACGAGUGAAGAG